Molecule: messenger RNA, 2767 nt
Organism: Pseudophryne corroboree (corroboree frog)
Lineage: Eukaryota; Metazoa; Chordata; Amphibia; Anura; Myobatrachidae
Gene: ANKRD54
Product: ankyrin repeat domain 54
Exons: 8
Coding region: 75-866 (263 amino acids)
Molecular function (GO): protein binding
Source: RefSeq, a predicted model, not a curated record
UGAUUGGCUGCGGUUCCUAGUUGUCAUGGUGACUCUGGCCUGGAGGCCUCUCGUUUCUAGGGCCUGUGGAGCGGAUGGAGCUGGAGCUGGAGGAGCAGAGCAAGCCGCCUGUUGUUCCCGGGGAGCUGGGCUCCGGCGUCCCGGGAGGGGAGAUCUGCCCGCCUGCUGUGCCGGAGCUCUUAAGGGCCCUGUGGGAUGAGCCCGAGAAGCCGAGGAGAUGUCCACAGGGCCGUGUGAAGUCUCACCGGCAGCACCGGUACCGGCUGUGCCCACUGGGCAGGGAGAGCUACGCACUAAGGAAGUUAAGAGAAGCCGCCAAUGGGAAUGACCUAGACACAGUCCAACGCUUGCUUGAUGAAGGAGCAGAUCCUUGUGCGGCUGAUGACAAGGGCCGUACAGCCCUGCACUUUGCAUCCUGUAAUGGAAAUGACCAAAUUGUACACUUGCUCCUGGACCAUGGUGCCGAUCCAAAUCAGAGGGAUGGCCUAGGGAAUACCCCAUUGCAUUUGGCUGCUUGUACGAGCCAUGUCCCAGUGAUUACAACACUUCUGCAGGGCGGUGCCAGAGUGGAUGCUUUAGACCGUGCAGGCCGGACGCCACUGCAUUUAGCUAAGUCUAAGCUGAACAUCUUGCAGGAUGGGAAAUCACAGACUCUAGAAUCUCUGCGACUAGAGGUGAAACAGAUAAUCCAAAUGUUGCGGGAAUAUCUAGAAAAGCUGGGACAACAGGAACAGACAGAACAGCUGGAUCAGAUCUGUUCCCGACUACAGAGGACAAGUACCAAGGAGCAGGUGGAUGAGGUGACAGACCUUUUGGCCAGCUUCACUUCUCUAAGUCUCCAGAUGCAGAACAUGGAAAACAGGUAGCCAGAGGUGCUGCAAUUCAUCUUAACUGCUCAACUACCCCAGGAGCUCUGCAAUAUUCCAUUGUUACUGUGAUGUAACUUGUUCACCAUCGUGCAGUGUCUGCAUUACUUCCCAUUUACCAACUACAGCAUACUUUUCCCAUUGCUAACCUCUAUAUUCAGAGUCCUUAUACAAUGGCUUACUAAAGGAUGGGAAUGAAGCAAUUUAAAAGACUGGGGAAAAAGCCUUUAAUAAAGCAAAGACUCCUUUCUAAACUGAACAAUAAAGGGGUAUCUAUGCUGUUGGUACGAUCUACAUCCCAGCCACCUGUUAUUUCUUAACUCGAGGUGCUAUAUACUUUGAGUUGUUUUGUGAGUUUUCAUUUCCUAUGUUCUGUAGCAGUGCUGUUAAAUUGUACUGUUUGUGCUGUGUCCUGUUAAAAUAUUAGCCUUUCCCUGUGACUGGAUAUACGGGAUGUGGUCAGGAUACCGAUGCCGGAAUCCCGACCACUGACAAUGCAGACAGCCGGAAUCCCGGCUAACAGAGGCUAUUCCCACUUGUGAGUGUCCACAACACCCAUAGAGUAGAAACAGAACCUGUGGCAAGCGCAGCGAGGGGCUUCGUGCGCUCGCCCCCGUCGGCAUUCUGGUGGCCAGGAUCCCUGCGUCGGUAUGCUGGCCGCCAGCAUACCAUACCCAACCCGUUUAAUACAUGUUCUUACCUUAUUUUGUGUGGGCGUAGCUGAUGGAUCAUAUUCCAUGUCCUUAUAAAAUAAGGCUACAGUUUCAAAGAAAGUCAUUACAAUUGCUAUCUGCUGAGGCCACUUGUAGUCUAUGUGAGAAAGUGUUUUCUAAAAAAAAAAAAAAAACCUUUUCAUGCUCAUUUAAUAAUGUCUUCACUGCAGAUCUGGUGCAAAGCUCCUUAUUUUUGGAAGGUGGCAAAAACAGUACUUAUUUCUAUGAAGGGAUGUGUUUAUAGCUAAGCACGUAAGUGACAUCCAAGGGGCCAGCGAUGUGGUGCUGUUUUAACUUGUAACUAAAAUGUGCACACAGCAGAUUAUGGUGUACAUACUAUAGCUUUGUGGAAUGUAGGCCAUCAAACCCUUAAAAGUUCUUUCUAAAAUAUUCUGAUAUGAAGCAUGAAAGCUAUAAAUGUUGUUCUUUGUUAAAGAGUAAAGUAUUUGCUGAUAGCUAAAGCUCUUAACACACAUGUAGGAUAGUGUCUUAAUUUGACCCUCUCAAGUCUAUACACGCUAAUUUGUAGUCAAUGAGGCUUGUCUGGUAUUCCUGGUACAGCCCAUCCACGCUUGUCAACACUAGCUUGGUUAGAGAAGCGACACUCACCCUCCUUUACCUUUGCAAAAUGGCUGGUGAGGAGGGAAUAUCAACAUUGUGAACUUACCCAGUCUUAGUAUAAAUCCUAUGGCUAGCUCUGGUUUAAUUUGCAUGCAGCAAUACACAGCCUGUGAUGUUUGCCAGUGUCAGCUAUUUUCUUUAUUCGCUCUUUAAAAAUAUUGCCUAGUCAAGAAGGCACAUUUUGCAUCCUGUUGAUAUAUGGUUAAUAUAACUGUUCAUUAAGGUACUGAAAAGGUUAAUGAAACUUGCACUUUAUAAAAUUCUAGAAAUUCAAUUAAAACAUGCAAAUCAGUGUGCCUCGCCUUGCAAAAGAUUUUUCCUAAAACACAUUACUGGAUAAAAAUAUUCCAUAUAUGUUCACUUGUAGCUCAAAGGUGGUUCUGCAGGUUUUGGGUGAUUUGAGUGUUUGCAGCCUAAUCUUCCCUAUUUGAACAAAAAAAAACAAUGUAUCCGUCCUACUGUUUUGACUAUUGUGCUUUGAAAAUGACAAUGUAACUCUAAUUUCAGUACAUUGUGUAUCCAUUGUUUGUAUAGUUUUGGUUUAAAAAAAAAGACUAAAAAUACAAA